Molecule: messenger RNA, 426 nt
Organism: Staurois parvus
Lineage: Eukaryota; Metazoa; Chordata; Amphibia; Anura; Ranidae
Source: the annotation of a GenBank genome assembly
CUGUGUCCCUCGGACACAGUGGAUCACCCAUCACGGAAAGAGCCGAGGAUGUCGGCUCAGUCAUGGGACAUGUACACUGAUCAUCAGGACACUGAUGAUCAGUGUGCCCUGAUGAUCAGUGUAGCUCCAGCAGUGCCACCUGUCAGUGUCCAUCAGUGCGACGUGCAGUGCCACAUCAAUGCCACAUAUCAGUGCAUACCAGUGCACAUCAAUGCCACAUAUCAGUGCCCAUCUGAGCUGCCUUUCAAUGUCACCCAUCAGUGCCACCUAUCAGUGCCACCUAACAGUGCCAGUCAGUGCUGCCUACAGUGCCAUGUAUCAGUGCUGCCUGUCAAUGCCCAUCAGUGCCACCUACCAGUGCCUCCUCAUCAGUGCCACCUAUCAGUGUCCAUCAGUGAAGCCUAUCAGUGCCCAUCACUCAGCCUC